Molecule: messenger RNA, 918 nt
Organism: Condylura cristata (star-nosed mole)
Lineage: Eukaryota; Metazoa; Chordata; Mammalia; Eulipotyphla; Talpidae
Gene: PRSS48
Product: protease, serine, 48
Exons: 6
Coding region: 1-918 (305 amino acids)
Biological process (GO): proteolysis
Molecular function (GO): serine-type endopeptidase activity
Source: RefSeq, a predicted model, not a curated record
AUGGGCCCUGCUGGUUUUGCCUUCCUACUGUUCCUACUGCUGGGAUCCUGCUCAUGUUCUCCCCAAAAGAAAGACCUGCAAACAGUGUGUGGACGACCUGUGUACCCCAGCCGCGUCGUGGGGGGCCAGAACAGCGCUGAGGGGCGCUGGCCGUGGCAGGUCAGCCUGUGCUACAGUGGGACCCACGUCUGCGGGGGCUCCCUCAUCAGUGAGCAGUGGGUGCUGACCGCAGCACACUGCAUACAAGGGAACUUCUUUACUUUCUUCUACUCUGUGAAGCUAGGACAGCUUGAAGUAAAUAGUUUAAAAGAAGGCAAGGUGUACAAAGUGUCCAAAAUCAUCACACACCCCAAGUUUAAUGAAACAACUGCAGACAUCGCCUUGUUGAAACUGUCCUCUAGAGUCACUUUCACGUCUCUCAUCUUGCCUAUUUGUUUGCCCAAUAACACAGAGCAGCUGGUGAUUCCAAGCUCUUGCUGGGUGACUGGAUGGGGAAAAAUGAAUCAAGCAGAUAAUGAUUACGCGACCAUCCUCCAGGAAGCAGAAGUACCUAUCAUUAACCAAAAGGCUUGUGAAGACCUCUAUAAUCCAUUAGCUUCUAUGCUGCCACAGUUGGAAGCCAUUAUCCAUGAUGACAUGAUUUGUGCUGGUAAAAACAUGAAGGAUAGUUGCAAGGGUGACUCUGGAGGACCUCUGUCAUGUCAUAUUAAUGGUGUAUGGAUGCAAAUAGGAGUGGUAAGCUGGGGGAUGGGUUGUGGUGUGUCUACUCCUGGAGUGUACACCAAUGUGACCUACUACCAAAAAUGGAUUAACACCACUGUCUCAAGAGCAGAGGCCCUGGGUGUCGAUCACCUGGACUUAACUGACUUCCUGUUCCCUGUUGUACUGCUAUGCCUGGCUCUCCUGGGAACCUUCUAA